UGAGACACCAAUUGACUAAAGCUCAAUCGAAACUUAUGACAGAACUCAAUUGACACAGCCAAUAUGACACGACGUCUCAUCGAACGACCAGCCCAGAUCUACUCUGCGUCUCUGGGUGGCUCAUUCAGGCCAAUUCACACCGGCACGGACACCGAGCUGCCCGUUAGCAUCUCCAAGAAAACAACUCUUACUAUCAUCACCACCUCCCUUCUCAUCCCCGGCGACGGCGAACCCAUCAAAGAUGCUGCUCUCGUCAUAUCAUCAAAGCUCAUCGCCUGGGUCGGCCCGCAGUCGGCAAUCCCCAAAGAGUACACCGACUCUCCUCACAAGUCCUACUCCACCCCAUACCUGAUGCCAGGUCUCUGGGACUGUCACGCUCACUUUGGGGGAGAGUCUCCCGACGCAGGAUCCAGUGGUGAUCCCUACCAGGUCUUUAUCACAGAGCACCCCGCCGCAUCCGGCGCCCGUCUCACGCGCAUGUGCUGGCUGGCUCUGCAGAGAGGGUACACGUCCCUCCGCGAUGUGGCAGGCAUGGGCUGCGAGAUCUCCCGCGCUAUCGAAGAUGGAACCAUUGUGGGACCUAACGUCUACAGCUCCGGCGCGUGUAUCAGCCAGCUGGCUGGCCACGGUGACAUUUUCUCUCUCCCGGCUGGAGAUGUGCUGUUGAACUUGGGCUGUCGCCGUGCCGUGCGUUUGCAGAUUCGGCGAGGGGCAAAGUGCAUCAAGGUCAUGGCAUCUGGCGGCGUGAUGUCUCGUGACGACAAUCCGCUUUACGCGCAGUUCAGUCCCGCGGAACUCGAGACGAUUGUGGAAGAGGCAAACAGACAAAAUCGCGUGGUCGCGGCGCAUGUCCAUGGCAAGCCCGGCAUCAUGGCCGCCAUCAAGGCUGGCGUCACGACGUUGGAGCAUGUCUCGUUUGCCGACCGCGAGUGUAUCGAUCUUAUCAAGGAAAAAGGCAUCAUUUACAUUGCCACACGUCUCGUCAUGGACUUGCUGCUCGGCACCGGAGGGAAGGGGAUCCCUCCUACAGCUUGGGAGAAGGUGAAGCUGUGUGCCACAAACCACUUGGCGGCAUACAAGAUGGCCAUCGAGGCCGGUAUUCCGAUUGCCCUAGGUACAGACACGGGGCCCGGGUUCAACAUGGCAAUGGAGUUGGAGGCGGCCGUGAAGGCAGGGAUGAGCAAUUUGGAGGCUAUCAAAGCGGCGACCGCGAAUGGACCGCUCAGCGUGGGUGGGCAAGCUCCCAAGACAGGACAGCUGAAGGCUGGAUACGAGGCAGAUGUUCUUGGUCUGUUGGAGAACCCGGUGGAAGACGUCAGGGUGCUGCAAAAGAUUGAGAAUGUCGCAUGGGUCUGGAAGGGGGGUUCUCUCUUCAAGGGGCCUGGUGUUGGACCCUGGGGUGAGGAUCCUACUUCCUUUGACGAAUGGUCUGCGGCCACAUAUAUUCGUUCGUAG
Colletotrichum scovillei is the source of this 1455-nucleotide messenger RNA. Its product is annotated as amidohydrolase. The record is from RefSeq and is a predicted model, not a curated record. The coding region runs from base 64 to 1455 and encodes 463 amino acids. The transcript is spliced from 2 exons. Gene Ontology annotation, molecular function: hydrolase activity, acting on carbon-nitrogen (but not peptide) bonds. Lineage: Eukaryota; Fungi; Ascomycota; Sordariomycetes; Glomerellales; Glomerellaceae.